Molecule: messenger RNA, 941 nt
Organism: Dalotia coriaria
Lineage: Eukaryota; Metazoa; Arthropoda; Insecta; Coleoptera; Staphylinidae
Product: lipase member H-B-like
Exons: 2
Biological process (GO): lipid catabolic process
Molecular function (GO): lipase activity
Source: RefSeq, a predicted model, not a curated record
AACUGUCCCACGCUCAUAAAACGCUGUUUACGAUGAAAGUCAGAGUCGUCAGAGUUGUGUUCUUGUCGCAACUGGUCGUGUUACUCGCGCACGCCAGGAAUAUCGACCUGCCGGAAGUGAUGGAUAUGUUUGAUGGCAACACCAUGGUACAUAAAUUCAUUCAGAUUGAAUAUGAGAAGUUCCGCCAGCAGGAGAUGAUGCGUGCGGGAACUUCUUCCGGUGAUAACAUCACAUCGCAGGUUGCCUUUCUGCUAUACACCAAGUCAAAUCCAAAUGUUUCUUACGUUCUGGAACCGACUGCUGAGUCAAUCGCUGCGUCACCUUUUGAUUUUAGGAAGGCUACGCGAUUUAUGACCCAUGGUUUCUGGUCCAGUGGUGAUUCGGACACUUCUCAGAAUAUAAAGAAUGCAUAUUUGACGUAUCAAGAUGUGAAUGUGAUUCUUGUGGACUGGAAAGGUCCCGCAUCGACUUUAAACUACAUUAGUGCUGCUCUCAACACUGUACCCAUUGGGGCAUACACUGCUAGAUUAAUUGACGCAUUGGUUGAUUCCGGGGCACAACCGCAAAGAAUUCAUUUGAUUGGACAUAGUUUGGGAGCUCAUAUUUCCGGGUUUGCUGCAAAGUAUUCCCGAUGUAGAAUUGCGCGUAUCUCAGGUCUUGACCCUGCAGGACCUCUAUUUGAAACUAUUCCACUGGUUAAUGAUCAUCUUUCUGCGGAUAAGGCUGAUUUUGUGGAUGUGAUCCACACUUCAGCAGGUUCUCUGGGGUAUAGAUCUCCGAUUGGACACGUUGAUUUUUAUCCCAAUGGUGGUACUGCUCCACAACCGGGAUGCGAAGGUAUUAUGUAUGUUUUAGGAGGUAUCGCCACCAUGUUGGAUAGUUGCUCGCAUGGACGAAGUUGGGUAUAUUUUGCUGAUAGUAUUAAUCCGAGGGAAUUAUAU